This is a messenger RNA of Sceloporus undulatus (fence lizard), 2059 nucleotides long. RefSeq names its product CD5 molecule (gene CD5). The record is from RefSeq and is a predicted model, not a curated record. NCBI's taxonomy places the organism in Eukaryota, Metazoa, Chordata, Lepidosauria, Squamata, Phrynosomatidae. The transcript is spliced from 10 exons. Gene Ontology annotation, cellular component: plasma membrane. The coding region runs from base 58 to 1206 and encodes 382 amino acids. Gene Ontology annotation, biological process: T cell costimulation.
AACAGGUAGCAGAAGCACCAGGGCAGGGACCCAAAAGAGCUGCCUGUAUAUGCUCAAAUGAGGAGGAUCGUACCCAUGAGAGUCACACAUCUUCUGGCCUUGAUUGCGCUGAUGUUGGUGGGGCUGUGGGGGGUCACUUGUGACGGCAGACAGAGAGAGAGCCCAGAAGAGUGGGAUGUGAGACUUGAUGGCAUUGGCUCCAGAUGUUCCGGGUUGCUGGAAAUGCAUCACAAAGGCAAAUGGAAGAGAAUUUCUGGUGUACAUUGGUCACUACAAAAUGCAGAACUUGCCUGUAAACAACUUCAUUGUGGUGUCCCCUUUGGAAUUGUGACACCAUUUCCCAAAGAACCAGAAAAGCAAGAAAUUUGCUUGAGGGAGUGCCAAGCAAAUGCAACAGCCUUCAAGGACUGUACAUGGCAGGAAUCCAACUGCAGUUAUCAUCUGGGUGUGGUUUGUCAAGAUCCUGUGCAAGCACCCACUGUGCAACCAGAACCAACUACAACACUGCUCAUGACUUCUUCAAAGCCCAUAGAUACUACAGUGAUAAUGCUAGAAGAUGGAACUGCAUUGUGCUCUGGGACUGUAGAGCUCAAGUUUGGAGGCCAUUGGGAAAUGGUUUGCCUGGGCUUACAGAAAUGGUGGAAAGAUCUGGCACCUAGGGUCUGUGAAGGAGCAGACUGUGAAGCUGCAAUAGAACUGAAGGGCCUGAGCAGCAAGAAGCCAUUGCCCAUCCACUGGGAGAAAGUGCAGUGUGAGAGAAAAAACCUCAGUUUGCAUUGUUUGAAUAGGACUAAACCAUGCCUUACAUUGGUGAAAUGCUCAGGCCAAGAUUUCAAGCCCAAUCAAUCCAGGACAGAAACCAUCCUAAGAAUCCUGCUGGGUCUUGCCCUGACUACAUUUCUCCUGAUUACCUGCAUACCCCCUAUCUAUAAGAAAAUAAUGAAGAAAUAUUUCAAAAAGAGGCAACACCAGUGGAUUGGGCCAAAUGCAGUAAACCAGAAUGUUUCAUUCCAUCGCAACAGUUCUGCCAGCUUCCACCCACAUCCCCAAGGCCAAGUUGUUCAAGAACAGGAUAACAGAGUCUUCAAGAAAACCUCUUAUCUCUCGCCCUAUGCAGCUCUAGAAGGGGCAACAAACAGAAUUUCCAACCCUCCGGAUAACUCCUCUGAUAGUGAUUAUGACUUAUGUUCUGCCCAGCAACUGUAAAAAUUUGACAGCAGGUACAAGCAGAAUUCAGUAAAAGAAGAAAACUGAGGCCAGUCCAAAAAAAAUAAUAAUUUCAUUUCUCACUGGUAUGAAACACCCCAGGCAACCUUCCUGAAACCAGUGACUUCUCUCUCCGCUUUUGCAAGGAUGUGAUUUUGAAGGCAGUGUACCUCAUUUUUCUAACAUUGGGAAGAAGUGGGAGCUCCAACCCCAGUCAGUUAAUUAGUGCUCUGAAUCUAAAUUACAAGUGCUGAAAUUCUGCUGAGUAUCUUCAUCCGACAGACAGGAAAAUGCCCUUUGGGGUUAAGCUUUAGUAGUACACUGGUAGAUAGCUAGAUUUUCCAGUGGCACUUACAAAAUUGGAUGUUCUGCCUAGUGACUACGUGCACCCUUUUAUUUAAAAAAAAAAUUAAAUGCUGCAAGUAAGGAUUUCUGAUAAGAUCCAGUUGUGUCAGAUUUCAGCACAUGCUCAGCAGCCAUAUGUGCAUAUACAGUCAGGGAUGUAGCUGGGGGGGGGAUUUGGGGGUCCGGACCCCCCCCCUUCCAUUAGAAAAAUGAAUGGUGUGUGCUGCUGCGCUGCCGCACUCAAGCCCCAUUAUAAUGGUGGCACUUAGUCUGGACCCCCCCCCUUCCUAAAAUCCUGGCUACGUCCCUGAUACAGUGUGAGAGCUUAUACAAGUAGCAGUGUACUAGAAGAUUGGAGUAGCACAUUUAGAAAGAAAAGUAUGAAAUGCUGUCACGUGAAAUGGAUUAAAGCUCAUUCUUAGAAUUUUUAAAACCAUGAAAAUCUAUGCCUGUAUCCAAUUUCCUAUUGCAUAAAGUGAAAUAGAUAUGUUGUAACUGAGCAUCUUAA